UAGUCCUAAAAUGGCCGAUGAGAUGAGUAUUAGUCGACCAGCAUCUGGGGGUACAUGGGCAGCCAGUCGACCGACCUCUGCAGCUCCUAAUAGUAGACCUUCAUCUGGUAGCCGACCCCCAACAGGAAGUAGACCUCCAACAGGAAGCCGACCUCCAACAGGAAGUAGACCACUUACCGGAAGUAGACCUCCAACCGGAAGUAGACCUCCAACCGGAAGUAGACCUCCAUCAGGAAGUCCAUCUAUUCUAGGUGUAAGUAGGCCAUCUUCAACAUCUAGCUUAAGUAGAUCUCGACCAGGCAGUGGUAAAAGUGUUGCCUGGGAGAAUAUUGAAGAUCCUCCAGCCUUGGAAGACGAGGUUGAUGAGGAACCUUUAGUAAAGGGAACUGAUGAUAUUCCUAAGGGAUGUUGGUAUGCAGUGACUCAUCGGUUUUCCAUGCUCUGGAGUACUAAGGAUACUGAGGACAUCGAGGAGCGCGAGGUUGAAAUUAGAACAACUCUUCGGGAACUCUGCAUAUAUCUUCUUUUUGUUUCAACUCUAUGCGUUUUGACAUUUGCUGGAACAAGUGAUAACCGAUAUAUUCUGAACAACAACCUCAAAGUUGCUUUUAAAACCUUCCCUAAAGUAGAACAGCUGCCUGAGUUCUGGGAGUGGGUGACAGAAGAAUUCCUGGAUGUUGUCUACAACGAAAAAUGGUAUAAUGAUGAAGAUAGAAAUGCUGAAGAUAGAAAUGUUCUGGGGGACAAUAAACUGCUUGGAGUACCUAGGCUUCGGCAGAUUAAAGUACGAAACGAUUCAUGUGCUAUCCCUGAAGAAUUUAAGAAGAAUAUUCUUGUUUGCUAUGGAAAAUAUUCCGAGGAUAUGGAGGAUAGAAACACAUUUCGUCCUCCACAACUAAUGCGGACUUCAAGUGAUGCUUGGAGGUUUCAAUCUUCUAAGGAGCUUGAAACCGGAGUAUAUUGGGGAGAUCUGGCCUGGUAUGGAGGAGGAGGGUUUGUACAGAACCUUGCGGCAACUAAUGCAGAAUCUCUGGCUAUUCUUAGGGAUCUCCGUGAAUUUCUAUGGCUGUCAAGGGCAUCCCGCCUUCUUGUCAUUGAUUUUACCUUGUACAACGCUAACGUCAACUUCUUCUCUGUGGUCAAAUUUGUUUUUGAAUUUCCACCAACAGGAGGAAUUAUUGGUAAAAUGGACGUGAGGACAAUUCAGCUGCUGCACCGAGUAAACCCAGGGGAUUAUUUUGUGUUUGGAGUUCAACUCGUGUUUGCUUGCCUUGUCUUCUACUAUAUUAUUGAAGAAAUAUUGGAAAUAUCAAAGAGGAAAUCUGAGUAUUUCAAGAAUGCUUGGAACAUAAUGGAUCUAAUUCUUCUUAUGGUUUCUAUAUUCUAUAUUGCUGUUAAUGUUUAUGUAGAACUAGUAGUUGGAAGCUUACUACAGCCCCUGCUGGCCCAGCCUGAGACCUUUGGUAAUUUUGAUGGUAUUAGCUGGUGGAAUGAGCUGGUUAAUAUUAUAUUUGCUAUAAACGUUUUCUUCUGCUGGCUCAAGAUCUUCAAGUAUAUUACAUUUAACAGGACUAUGGUUCAACUCCAGGAUACCCUGGCUAGAUGUGCCCCGGAUGUGUUGGCUUUCCUGUUUAUGUUCCAAAUCAUUUUCAUGGCUUUUGCCCAGUUUGCGAACCUGAUUUUUGGCACAAAACUGGAAUAUUUUGCAGAUGUUAUGCACUCAGCAAUGACGUUGAUGCGUGCUAUGCUGGGAGAUUUUGAUUUUAUCGCUUUACAAGGAGCUCAUUAUAUUCUUGGACCUGGAUUCUUCUUCUUCUACAUCUUCAUCGUUUUCUUCAUCCUUCUCAACAUGUUCCUCGCCAUCAUCAACGAUACAUACAGCGAGGUCAAGGCAGAGAUGGAGGAGACAAAGGUUCAAUUUGAGAUUUCUGAUUUCUUCAUGAGGGGAUACAAUAACAUAAUUGGAUCUGUUGCUAUGCGUGAUAAGAUGAUUGAUAUUGAGAAUGCUAUAAAGCUUGCAAACUCAGAUGGAGUUGUUACUUAUGAAGAGCUUCGUGCAGAUUUGAAAAGGUGUGAUUUCUCGAGUGCAGAGAUAGAGCUGUUCUUCAGCAGGAUGGAUGCUAACGGAGAUGGUAUUCUUGAUGUCCAGGAGAGCGGGGAUGCUGUGGAGGAGUUGAAUGUGAGUUCUGACGAAGAAGAGGAGGGACCAGAUGGUGUAAGAAAGAAAGAUUUGGCUCAACUUGUAACUAACCGAGAGUUUGAUCUUUUGGAAAGAAAAGUGGAGAAGCUUGAAUACUCAAUUGGAUCUGUAAUAACAAAGAUUGAUUCUGUGCUGGGGCAGUUGGCAAAUAUGGAGAAUAAGAGACAGGCCCAACCUGUAGGCGAGGAUGCUGGAAACGCUAUGUUUCUGCUUGAUACUUCUGAGGAUGGUGAAAUAGCAGAUUAUAUCCCUGGAGAUGGUUCUGAUGGAAACGCAACAUUUGCUUAAACAAAUAUUUUCUUUGGAUUAUUUAAAUAUUUGUAGAGACAGAUAUCAUUAAAAAAAAUCUUUGCUAACAUAGAUUCGAGCAUUAAAUGGCUUUUCUCAAAUAUUUUGAAUAUACAGGGUGUCCCAAGAAACAUGACAGUUGGCUAAUAGUUUAAAAUGUCUUC
Messenger RNA from Eurytemora carolleeae, 2652 nucleotides. RefSeq names its product polycystic kidney disease 2-like 1 protein. Gene Ontology annotation, biological process: detection of mechanical stimulus. Gene Ontology annotation, cellular component: membrane. Gene Ontology annotation, molecular function: calcium ion binding; calcium channel activity. The transcript has 26 exons. The coding region runs from base 11 to 2488 and encodes 825 amino acids. The record is from RefSeq and is a predicted model, not a curated record. NCBI's taxonomy places the organism in Eukaryota, Metazoa, Arthropoda, Copepoda, Calanoida, Temoridae.